Molecule: messenger RNA, 8292 nt
Organism: Paramecium sonneborni
Lineage: Eukaryota; Ciliophora; Oligohymenophorea; Peniculida; Parameciidae
Source: the annotation of a GenBank genome assembly
AUGUUAAGGGGAGGUGGAGCUUGUGCUUCUUAAAAUAAAUAGCAAUCUAUGUCUAUCAGCUCAUUAUAAAUUUCUAAUCAAUUUGAGAAUGUUCUAUCUUGUAAUGUCCUCUUGUUAUCAAAAAAAGCUGAGGAUUUUAACAAUAAUUAUUCAGAACUUUACAAUAGUCUUUAUAUACUGUUAUCACUGGAUUAAGAAUUAAAUAAUCUGACCAAAUCAAGAAAUCAACUCAAUAAAUAGAUUGAAAAUUUAGAGAAAUGCCUUAGAGACGUUCUUGAAUCAUGUUAGAAAUUAAAUAAUCCGUAACUUCGAUAUUUAGCAAUCCAAUUUGCUCAUAAAUUAUCAAGAACUAUUUUUUGGCACUACUGCUAAGCAAAGUCAAUUAAAGAUAGAAUGCAAUAAUAAUAUAUUUCUACUUUAAAUAAAAUUGAGACUCUAAAUAAUGCUUUCGACAGUUUUUAUAAAAAUAUGAUUGAGUAUGAAAUUGUGGUUUGUAAAAUGAUAUUUGUAAUCAUGCCUAAUGAUUUAUAAGAAGGCUUAGAGAUUAUGGCCUUAUUUACAAGUUACAAUUAGAUUCUAAUGAAUACUCUUCCAAAAUCAACUUAAGAUACUAUUAAAAGUGGAGUUGUCUAAUCAAUUCGAGAUGCUACUAAAGUCUAAUAUAGAAAAAUUUAUAAAUAAAUCUUUAAUAUAGAUACAAUGAAAUGGUGGGUUAUUUAAGAACUUCGAUAAAAUAAUUAUUCAGCAAAAAAAAUAAUUGCAGAAUUACAUAAUUUUCAUAAAGAUUUAUCUAAAUCAGAUUAUUAUAUACACUAAGCUUGGAUUUAAGCUAUAAGUGAUAUUGUAUCUUAUUCUCCUAUUAUUUCAGAUGAUUAAUUAUAGUCUAUUAAUACAGAUUUACAAGAUUUAAUUGACAUGGGUUGUUUAUAAAAAAUUAAGAAUGAGUAUCUCAUUACACUUAACUUUCUUAAAAUAAAAAAUUAAUCUUGUCAAUAAAUUUAUGAAAAGAUAAAUUUCUAUCCUAUGCUUAAAUAAAUUUAAUCAUAAAUUAUCACCUAAGAUAAAUUCUUCAAUUCACUUUAUAAGAAAAAAGAUGAGUUGAAAGAAUCAUAAAAAUAAGAAUAAGAAACAAAAAAUGCAUUUUAAUAUCUUUUUCAAUUAUUUGUUGACAUUGAUAUAGAAGCUCAUAUUGAUUUGAUUAAAAAAGUUAAUUAAAGCUAUUCUGAAGUAAAUGAGAAUUUAUCUUUAAUUAAAUAAUUAAGUCUAAAUAAAUGGAUUAGAAUGUUAGAAAAUAAAUCAUAUGAUGAUCCUAUUGUUUUUGGAGAAUUUGAAGAAAAAUAAAAGUAAAUCAAACAUUUGAUAAAUUAAGUAAAAGCAAUCCAAAAUUUUCUUAUUCGUUUUGAUUUUAUUCUUUUACAAUGGAAUAUUAUGGAAUAGAUAAUAAAUUAAGAAGGUAAGACAUCAUUAUUACAAUCAAUUUUUUAAGAAAAUUAAUAAAAUUAUCUUGAUUGCCAUUUAAUAAGUAAAGCUAACUUGGAAAAUUUAAAGGAUGUACAAUUAUUAAAUAUCAAUUUUGAUGUUUACUUCUCAAUUAUUACUGAAUAUAUUGAGAAAUAAUAUCAAACAGUUUUUAAAGUUCUUGAGACAAUAAGAUCAAGUGAUCCAAUAAUUUCUUUAUAUAAAUAAAAUAAAGAUGUCAAUGAAGUUAUUUCAAAUAGUUUAAGGAAAGUUAAUGAUAAAAUAAUUUAAUUUAAAAAUGCUUUUAUGCGCAUUUCUUUUAAGUUCAAAUAAGUAGACUUUAAUUGCAUUUAACAAUUUUACCUUGUAUCUCUUAGAUUACAGUAUUUAGAAUUUCCAAAUUAAUAAUUUGAGUUUAGAAAUUAAGAUCAUUAAACUCUUUUUUAUAUUUAAGGGUACGAAAAAUAAAUAAUAAAAGUUUAAUUAAUAGAAUUACACAAAGAGUUUCGAGAUUUAUUUACAAGUAGCUAGUUUCAAGAUUAUGAAUAAGCAAAGGUUUAUAUUAGAUCAAUAUAGUUUAUUUGUAAAACUCUUGACAAUAUACUUUAUCAAAACAAGAAAAUUAUCUAACAUAUUCAUAAUUAUAAGUUAUCUAUAUAAAUAGAUUAUGCUUAUGAUUAUUAUAAUGAUUUAAUCAAUUCAUGGAAUACUAUGUUUGAAAUGACUGAAGAAUUAGAUUAUCAAAAAUAUGAUUAAUCCUUUAUUUAGGUUAAAUAUGAUUAAUUAAAUAAGACUUAUAAUUUAAUUUGCUAAAUAAAUACAUCAAUAAGAUGGCCUUUAAAUCCUUAAUUAGCUUCAUAUUUUAAGAUGUAAAAUUAGCUAGAAGCAUUAAUUUAAGAAUUAAAAAUAUAUCUAAGUUACAAUCUUAGUUAGGAUUUAAAUUCUUAAAAUAGAUAUUAAAGUAUUAUUACAAAUAUAAAAUAAAUUUGCUUAAGUUAAGUGCAAAAAGUAAAAUCAAUUCUUGAGUAGUAUACUUAAGGAGUUGAUUAAUUAUCAAAUAAGUUAGAGAAUCAAACUAAUUUUUAGAUUGAAGAACUACAAAACCUAUUAAUAAGUGUAUAAGAAGCUUUAGAUGAUACUUUAAAUUUAGUUUAAUCUAGGAUAUAAGCUUCAAAUUAAAAUUCAACUAGUGGAUCAUUAAACGUUUUAAAUAAUAAUAAAAAGUAAGAUUUUGAAACAUUUUAUAAUUAUAAAUUCAACUCAGAAACUAUUCUUGUUAUGUAAUUUGUCAAAUUUAACUUCAAUUUUAUUGACUAAAAUGCCAUCCUAGAAAUACUUAAAUCUGAUGAAAAUAAUACAGAAAAUCUACAUAUUGUAUAAUCAGCUAUGGAAUCAUUCAUGAUUAGAUCAAUUAUGUUAGUAAAUUUGAUAAAUGUAUGGAAUUGUUGUUUAGUCGAAGAAGAUUUUUAUACAAUCAGUAAAUUAAUUUUACAAAUUAGACUAAAUGAAACAAAUACGUUAAUUAAAAGAGAAAUUAAAUCAACCUACAAAAAAGAACUUACUUAAAUUAUUAAUAAUUAACUCUAAAAAGAAUUAUAAUUUUUUGAAUUUGAUUUAAAAUAAAUGAUUUAAGAAAGAAAUUAGUUGUAUUUUUAAAUAAAGUAUGAACCUUCAUUUGAGCUUUCUUAAAAAUUAGAAGAAAAAAUCAAUAAAUUAGCUAAUCUAAUUAAAACAAUGAUUUUUAACUUUAAGGAAAUAGAAUAAGAAUAUAAUAUUGAGAUACCAUUUUGUAAUCAAUUAUUGAUAGAGUUUGAAAAAGGAGAUCAAAGUUCACAAUCUUUUGAAAUUCAUGAGAUUAGCUUUUACUAAGGAAAAUCAAUCACAGAAUUAUUUUUAUUACGAAUGGAUAGCAUUUCAAGAAAAAUAAAAAUAUCUUAGGUUAAAAACACAUAUGUUGAUUUUGUAUGCUAAAAUAAAAAUUAAAUAAGAACAUUAUUUUCUCAGAAAGAAAAAAGAAAUGGUACUAUAGAUAGAUUUUUAGAUGAUUUAUAAUAGGAUUAAUUAUUACUAUUAUAAGGAGAAUCAGGAUAUGGAAAAAGUUUAGCAAUUAAAAUGAUUGAAGAAUAUGUUUGGAAAAGAAAUGACCCAAUAAAAAUUAUUCCAAUUAUUAUAAAAUUAUCAGAAUUAAAAGAUCCAAUUAAUAAUGCAAUAAUUGAAACUUUAAGAUCUUUGAAUUAUAAAUUAGAUGCUUCUUAAAUUGAUUAACUUUAAAAUCAUAUAAAAUCUAAUAAAAUGCAAAUGCUAUUUAUAUUUUAAGGUUACGAUAAGUUGGGUUAAAAUUUAAAACCUAUUAAUUUUCUUAAAUCCAAUAAUUUAAUUUAAUGGAAUACACCUUGUUUACCAAAUACUCCAAAAUAUAUAAUUGUAACUCGAAGUGAAUAAUUUAAAAAUAUUAAUCAUUUGCGUUGGAUUGAUUAAAAUGAAAUUAAUUAUAUGACUAAAAAUUAUUGGAAUUUGAAAAUUCUUCCUUUUGAUUCUGAUUAAAUCAAUCAAUUUUUAAUUCAAUUUUAAGAAAUGAGCAUUAGAAAUUUAGUUAUGGAUUUUUAUUAACUUCUGUGUGAAUUUCCUCAUCAAGAUUUACUAAUUUAAAAUUUCAUCUCAUUUUGGAAGAAAAUUAAUUUUAAUUUUAAUGAAUAGAGUAUAGGAAAUAUAUUACUUUCAUAACCAAUCAUCAAUAAAUUAAUAAUUACAUUAUAAUAGGAUCCAAAUAUAAAAAAUUUUAAAGGUUAAAUUACUCAAUAAUUGUCUAAUUAAUUAGCAUAAUUAAAAUCAAGCUAUUAUUAUAGUCGAAUGUUAGAAAGUCUUCGAUAUGAGCAACCUAUAGAUAACCCAUAAAUUUUAAAGGUUUUUAUUAAUGCUUUACCAAAAUUAAUUUAAAAAAUGAGUGAUAGUCAAAAAAUAAAAAAUCAGUUUUUUAAUAAUUAUUUGUGUUAAAAUUAUCUAAUUAAUUGCGAAAUUAAUGAACCAAUUACCUAAUUAGAACAGUAUUGGAAUUAAUUAGUUAAUAGUUAAUUUUUUAAAUUAUAUAACUUAGAUUAUUCAGUAAUAAAAGUAAAAACAAUAAUAAAUUAAUUAUUUUAAAAAGAUGCAUCUUUGAUUGAAAAAAUUAUUUCAGCAUUUGAAAAAAUUUAAAUUACUCACUAUGAUCUAUAUGAAGAAUAUAUGAAUUAUUAUUUUGAUAAAUCUGUUAAAAACUAUGAAUUAAUUGAAUAAGGGAUUGCUUUAACAGAAUUUAGGGAAGAAUAAUGGAACUUUUGUUUAAAUUUUGCUUAAUUAUUAGCAUUCAAUGAAUUGUUUUCAAUAAAAUUAAAUAAUUUAGGAGGAUCUGUAAGUGAUUUGUAAAUAAUUUUGAAUGACGAUAAUUAUUCAAUAAAGGAUACUCUUUUAUCAAAAAAGUAUAUAAGAAAUUCCAUUCCAUUAAUUGAAUAAUUCUCAGUUUACUCUUUUGAAAGUAAAAUAAUUUAGGAAUUCUUAGUUGCUAAAGCUAUAAUAAAAUAAAUUGAAUUAUUUGAGGUUAUUCCAAAUAAUGAGUUAUUUGAUAAUAGUCUUCUUAAAAUGAAAUAAUUAUCUAACUCAUUUUAUUAUGGAACAGUAAAUUUUAUUGUAUAAAAAUUAAAAUCAAAUUUCUUUUUAAAGUAAAAUUUAAUAAAGAUCAUAAAAUUAUCUUCAAAUUAUAAAGAUUAUUGUUAAUUAUCAUCUAAUGCCUUUUUUUUAUUACUUAAAUUAGAUGGAUUUAUUAAAGGUGCAAAUUUUUCAAACAUUAAAAUCAAAGAUAUUUAAAUUGAGGAUUGUUAUUUAUAAGAUUGUAAUAUUUCUGGAUCAGAAUGGAAUAAUGUAUCUAUAAAAAAUCUUAGCCUCUUACAAAAUAACAUGAAGAAUAUGUAUUGCUCAAAUUUAAAUUUAUCCUCUUAUAUUUUGAAAAAUGAUUUAAAAUAUCCUCUUUUUGUUCGUUAUUUUAAAUCAGGUAAAAUUUUUAUCAUUUACAAAGUUACAAUAAAAGAUUUAAAGGGAAAUUUAAUAAUUUAGGGCAAUUUUGAUAAAUGCUAAAUUUUUGAAAUAUAAGAUAAUUUUUAUAUAAUAACACAAAAUUACUUUUUCCUUUUAAGAGAACAGAAUGAUGAAAUUCAACCACAUUAGUUUGAUAUUUCAAAUAUCAUAUCAGUUACAUAAUUCGAUUAAUAUAUUAUGCUUUUAUAAUUGAUUACACCAAAUGAGGCUAAAAUUUUCUAAAUCAAUACCAAAAAAAAAGAUAUCUAAUAUCAACUACCAAUAUUAAUGUAAGAUAUUGUGAAAUACAAUAUUAAAUAAUUUUAUCAAAUGUAAGGUAAUCUUAUAGUAUUUUUAACACAUACUUAAUAAGUAUCUAGUAUGCAUUAUUAAAUAGAGGAUGGAUAAUUAUCUUUUGAUAAUUUGAAUGUACAUGCUACUUUCAGUAAUAGUGAUUCUAUAAGUUCAAUUAAAUAUUAUGCAAACUCGGACAUCACUGUUGUGACAAAAUAAAUGACUGAUUCAAACUUAGAGUAUGAUAUAAUUUAUGGAACAUUUAACUAAUUGAUUGGAAAAUUUAUUAUAAUUGAGAAUCAAAAAAAUUAAUUCUUAUAUUUGAACAAUUCAAAUUUAUAAUUGAUAAGUUAAGAAACCUUUAAAAUUAUAAGUGAGUGUGAUUUAAAUGAAAGUGCUUAAAAUUUAAAAUAAAACUAGUGUUAUUUAAUUAAUAAUGAUACUAUGCUUUUAACUUUUUCAGAUUCCUUUAUAAUUUUAAGUCUGCAACCUUUUGAAGUAAUUAAAUAAAUUAAGUUAAAAACUAAUGAUCUCAUAAUAAAUAAUAAAUUAAAUAAUUUAUCAAUAUUAACUGAAUAAGAACUCUUUUGUAUUGAUUUAUCUUAUAUGAAAGAUAAAUAAGAUAAAAUUAUCAAUUCUGUAUUCUAAUUCGAUAUGACUUAUUUUGUAAAAAAUUCCUUUAAUUUUUUAGGAAAAAGGACAAAUUCUUCGGAUAUUUAUAUGGGAGUGUUUAACAAAAAGGGUUUUGAUUUUUAAAAUUUAGGUGAGUCUGAUAAUUCUAAAUUUUAUUUAAGUGAUGAUGAAAAUUAUGUAAUAAUUAAUAAAAAUUCUGAAACUCUCUUUUAUGAUCUCAAAACUAAUACAAAAAUGAGUUAUGUUAGUUUAUCUUAUGAUAGAAUGUUAUGGAUUAAAGACAACUAAAAUUUUUUUUAUCUCUAACAUGAUUUUAUAGAAGAGUUUAGAAAUUCUGUUAUUACUGUAAAAAGCAAGAUAAUUAAUAAAUAGUCACAUAGAUCAAUUAAAUAAGUUUAGAGUACGGAAAAGAAAUUAUUUAUAACUACAACUACAAAUGAAAUAAUUGUGCUAAAUUAAUAAUUCUAAUAGGAAUAUGUUACAAAUAAAUUAAUUAUAAAAAAAUAUAGAGAAUUUUACAUAACUUUGAAUGAUCUAAGAUACGAAAGCAAUAAAAGAAAAACUAUAACAAUUCUUUAUGAAUCUAAAAAUAAAAUUAAAGAUUUUUGGAUUUUUUCUGAUACCAUAUUAAUUAAGGAGUAAAAAGAGAAUGAUGAAAUGACUACUUUAGUAUUAUUAAGCAAAAAAGACAAUUCUGUAAUAAAUUAAUAAUUAAUUCAAAUAGAUCAUAUUGUCUACACAACCGAUGUUAUUUAAAUUAUAAGUAAUAAAAUAUUAUGGUUAUCAUAUUCAGCAAAAGAUUUUCAUUAACUUUAAUCUAAUAUUCUGCCUAAGAAUCAAAUUUAAAUGUCAUCAAAUAAUUUAGAUCAAGUAGCAAUUGUCAAUUCUUUUUCAGAAAUUACUAUUUGGAGUACAUUAACAUAUUAAAUACUUCUCUGUUUAAAAAAUAUAGAAAUAAUUUAGUAUUUUAAAAUAAUACCCAAUCGAGAUUGUUAAUUUUAUGUUGCUGAUAGAGAUGUUUUAAAAUUUUACCAUCAUAAUUAGGUUCGAUUUACUAUUUAAUUAAUAAAGAAAAGAAUCUCAAUUGUAACUAAUACAUGGGAUGCUAUUCAUCAUAUAUAUUAAAUAGAAGAUGAUAAAAUAACAUUAAAUAGUAUGAAUGAAGAUAGUAAAAUAAUAAAUUGGAAAAAAGUAAUUUUUGAAUUAGAUUCCAUAAGAGAGUCAAUAAAUUGUCUUGAUAAUAAAGAAUUUAGACUUAUAUACUUCAGUGGAUAAAAAUUAUAACAAAGUAGUUUGGAUUCAUUUGAUAUAAUUAAAAGUUUAACAUUUCCAGAACCUUUCAAAGCCAUUUAAAUAAAAUAUAAUAUUGAUUGCUCUUUAAUAAUUAUAUCGUCUAAUGAAAAAUUUGUUAUAGUAGAGGCUUCUGGUUUAACAAUUGUAAAUUAAAUUACUUUUAAUGAAAUAUUUUAAGCUUCUUUUGAUUAUACAUCUUAAAUUGAAAUUUUAAUAUAAGGAAAGUAUAACUUAAUUUUAAAAUAAAAAAAGGAGAUGCAAAACUUAAUUUACAAUUAUUCCUUAUCUUCAUAAAAAUUAGAUUUUAUUACAGAAAGUAAAUAUGAUUUAUUUAUUGGAUCAAAUUAAUAGGGUCUUAUUAUUAUUAAUAAAAAAACUGGGAAAAUUGAACUAUACAAUCCCAUUAUCAUAGAAAAUAAGCAUAAUUCUAUUUCAUAUAUAAAAACCACAGAACAUAACAUAACUCUGUUGACAAAAUGCUAAGUUUUUGGUAAUAAAUUAGAAAACUGUAAUAUAACUCUGAAUAAUCAACUAAAUAUAAGUGAUAUUUGGAGAAACAUAAUUUGA